GGGGGGGCAUAAGGCGGGGGGAAUCGCGAGCUCAGCAGCUCGAGCGCUGCGCGCGCAGCUCGCCUGUCACACGGCUCCGCUCUCCUGCUUCAUUUCGGUAGCGUGUGGGGGAAGAGAUAAAAGAGGGUAUCGCGCGCCUGUCAGCUAUUCUGUCGGGAGACAUUUAAAUUAAUUGAUUAAUAAAUUAAUUCAUAAAAAAAAACAAAAAAAAUCCGCCUCGCGCCCUGUGUAUGAACCGUCCGGGCGCGCGCUCGGCUUCAGGAUAACGGAGCCUGUUCUGAACGUCGACGGUCUCCGUGGGUCUGCGGGGAGAAAGCGGAGCGCGCGGUGACGGAAGGAUCCCGAAAUAAUGCGUGAUUACGCGUAAGACUCUCCAGCCGAGGCUUGGCAUCUCCGUGGUUCGCGUCCUCGACGGCUUUCCUGGAAGGGUUGGUCACCAGAAAUCUCUCCAAAAUAUGGAAAUAUUGGUAUGAAGUUUUAUGCCAACGGUACCUGAAGGAGGCUGAAAAAAAAGAAAAAAAAAAAGAGGUGAUGGACCACCCGUAUAAAGACCCAGCAGAGAUGGCAAACCCUCAGGAAGUCUGCAAUAGCACAGGUGGAGGAGUUGACAACAUUGGCAAACUUGAGAGCGAGACCAGUCCAGUAAUCCCCAAUGAGACAUGGAAUGUUAGUUCUCCUACCAUCUCGAAGAGGUCUGUCUCUCCACUGUUGACUAUACAGACAGCUCCCGUUGUUGCCCCCAAUACAGAAUCUCCUGGAGGGGUUUCUCUUAAAGUGGCAACCACAGUUCUUCAGCCCAUCUGUUUAGGCGAGAGUCCAGUUGUGCUACCAAUCUUAGCAGGUACAGCAGCUGCUCAAGUUGGGCAGGCUGGUACAACGCCAUACUUGAUGACCAGCCAAGGUCCCCUGUCCCUACCCCUGGUUUUAGAGCAGCAGGUCCUGCAGCACCUGAACCCACAGCUCCUUCAGCAGACUGCCACUUUCCCAGCACUCUCACUACAGAACAACAUAUUGUGCCAGAACCCUUCAGUCGCUCUUGGGCCUCCAUCUUCUCUGGACCAGAAAGGUAUUGGUCCAGUCCUAGAUGCCAGUCUGCUUACUCUUCUCCAGAACCCAAAUUUUGCAGGCAUCUUGCAGGAUCUUUUUCCUAGCCAAGGUAAUACCUCUCCUACUUGCCACCCAGCGACUUCCCCACAAGUAGACCCUUUUUCGUCUGCUUUUCUCCCCCCUCCACCACUAACACACCCAUAUAGCUCUCCACUUGCCCCACUAGUGCCUCCAGCCACUUUGCUAGUCCCGUAUCCAGUUGUCAUUCCCCUGCCAGUUCCACUUCCAAUCCCAAUUCCCAUUCCAGUCCCAGUCUCGACUUGUAAGGAUACUAGGGUGGACAGCGAACCCUCUAAACCUGCACGCAUGUCAAGUAAGAGCACUCAGACUUCCGCUCAUGAUUUCUGUCCUCCUGUAGUGACGCCCAUCAAGGACAUGGCAGUUCAACAAUCACCCCUUUACUCUAGUUUAUCCCCAAUGGUGACAGAUGGGGAGGUGCUAGACUUGUCUGUCAGGGCCCCUCAAUCUCAACCACUGUACAGUGGCACUUCACAGAACAUCCAACCUGUUCAGCAAGACAGUGUACUUGAUCUGUCAGUAACCAGUGAUAGAAAGACAUGCAUUCAGUCAUGUAGUGUCUAUGGGCCACCACCACCUGACAGAGAGAGAACCUGCAUCUCUGGAGAGGAUGUCUGUAAUGGUGCUUUGGCUCUGGGGGUGUUGCGACCGGUAGAUUGCACUCCCAAACUGGACUCCAAACUGCUCAGUGGUUUAGCGUCUCUAGAGUUUAGUCGGCAGCACAAGUGGGUGGUAGACAGCGGCAGCAGUGGCUCAGUCACCAGUACAGUACAUGACGGUGCCCUUGGAAGCAGUGGCAACAUUGAAAUCGUUAGCACUUCACAGACAGCCAAGGUUAUUGUAUCCGUGAAGGACGCUAUGCCUGCAAUCUUUUGUGGCAAACUCAAAGGUCUGUCAGGCGUCUCCACAAAGAAUUUUUCUAUUAAGUGUGACGCCAGUCAAGGGGCUUAUGCUGCCCUGCCUAGAUCACAAGGAGAGCAGCGGGGAGACCCCAAUGACACACUUAAAAAAAUCCCCAAAAACCGAGCGAUUAAACUGAAGAAGGUCAGCUCCCAGGAGAUCCACAUUCUACCAUUAAAGAAGCAGCGUCUGGCUGCCUUUCUGCCCAGGAAAUAGCAAGCACUCUGAUGUUGAUGAAGCAAAGGGAUGCCUGUUGGAUGGAGGCUGAAUGACUGAAAUACAGUGGAUUCAAAAGCUAGAAGGAAGAAGGGAGAGAGGGAGCGCAAGGAAUUAGGGUUCGUUGAUGUUAAAUGCAUUUCUGGCAGAAACGAGGCUUAGACACUGUCUAAGCUGUCCAGAAAUAUUUAGGGGAAAGCUGUCUGCUUUGCCUGGUUGGCAUUUGAUCCAUUCAUUAUAAAGUGAUCAUAGAGAUUGUAUAAGUGGCUAAGUCCACAAGAAAUAAAAUACACAAAGAGCUGAAAAUGAUAGACUCCCAACACUACUGAGCAAAUCACUCGCUUUCUCCGCAUUUAAUUUCCCCCAAAUCUGCCCCUCUGCUAUGCAUUUUGAUUUCGCUCACACAUCCCGAUGAAUUAUUCAUGAAUUCUCUAAUCUAAACGUCCAUUAAUAUGCAUAAGCUCAGUUUAGAGACUGUGCCAGCUGCCAGAGUGAAAUCAGUUCUGUAUUCCUCAUACAAACACAAUGUGACCGAUUUAAAUUCGUCUCUGUCUGUUCCACCUCAUACCAAACGCUGUUUACUGUAAGUUCAUGGCCAAGUACAGGACAUUCCCCAGGUUUCCGUUUCCAAAACGAACUUUGUCCGAAAAGAUUUCCGGAUUCACUCGGGGUACUGCGCAACCUCCGUGCAUUGCCCCGUUAACCGAUAAUCACUGUAUUAAUCAGUGGAUUGGCUAAGCAGGACAUCUGCUUUUAAUGGGGGGAGGACUAGCGGUUAGCACAGCGAGCUAAUAAUGACUUGCCAAAGCGAAAAGUCCCUUUUUCAUUAAGUUUGACGAUCGGCAGAAAUGGUCGUCAGUGGCAACAAAGCGCGGUUUUCAUCUUUGUUUCUGGGGGAGGGUGAGCAAGGGGGUAGGGAAACACACACACACACACACACACUUCCCACCCAUCUCAAUUAGAACAAAAUAAUCACCAGGGGCUUGCACACAAGACAGUAAAUGCAAUUUAAAGAGGGUUAUUAAUGAUCUUUGUACUGACUUUUUUUUUUUUUGUUAUUCCUUUUCGAAACGAUUUUAUGAACCCUUAUAACCGCAGUCCUGCAUUCAUCAUUACAGGCUUAACUGGUAUUAUUAUCUAAACUUGUUUGUUAUUACAACUUCUAAAACUUGGAGGCGUACUUAUUGCGCCAUUAGCUUUUAGUUUUGUUGUAAAGAACCCCUAUGAAGAUGACAACCAGUAAAUCAAGUUGUUUUGUGUUUUAUAUUGCGCUCCCCCUCCGUUGCAUCCGGCCUUGUGUGUGUGUGUGUGUGUGUGUGUGGAACAACUUUAAGGUAGUCUCUCUGAGUUUUUUAGAUCGGAAGACAUAAAACAUAUAUGAUUUUAGCCCUCUCUCAGGUCUCACGGUCACAGCAACACCUUCAUACCUGACCACUUGGUGAUCGCAGCCCCUUCUCCUAAUCAUAUCUGUAUUUAUAUCUGUUUAGAACACUUUAUUAAUUCAUUUCAACGUAUUUGUGUUUGGUUGCAUAUGCAUAGUAGGACAUGUGUUGUUCCAACUGUGGUUCGGUUGUCAGUACUCUUACUGGAGUUGUGUGUGGUGACGACGAGGAGGGCGUUGCUGCUCUAAAAUUCACUGUGUUAAUUCACCCUUAGUGGCUAAUCUUCAUCCACAUCCACCUCACUGUUUCCCAGUAUACACUGCAUUGCACAUUUUAGUGCUUUCCUGCUCUAACACACACAAUUUAACCUUGCAAAGGGCUUGAUUUACGUGUUGAUGUGUUGAGUCAGGUGUGUGUGUGUGUGUGUGUGAGAUCAGCGAAACCUUAAUCUGUCUAAAGACAGAAUUGAUGUCUAAAGCAGCAUUGGGAAACCCUGCCUUAACGCAAGCAUGGUUACUUUUUAUUUAUGUUUGAACAAGCCGAAAGGAAUGAAGGAUUUUUU
Clarias gariepinus (North African catfish) is the source of this 4185-nucleotide messenger RNA. RefSeq names its product retinoic acid-induced protein 2. The transcript has 2 exons. Gene Ontology annotation, cellular component: nucleus. The record is from RefSeq and is a predicted model, not a curated record. Gene Ontology annotation, biological process: animal organ development. Bases 532 to 2241 code for a protein of 569 amino acids. Lineage: Eukaryota; Metazoa; Chordata; Actinopteri; Siluriformes; Clariidae.